UGAAAGACAGCGCGAAUAUCAUAUUGUCAGGAUCCUUAUAAUAUUAAACAGCCUAAAUAUUAAGCCGUAUAACAUCCGAAUGUUUUCAUUAUUACACAUGUACUAAAGAUACUUACUCGCGCCUUUGGAUUUGUCCAAAUCUCGCUUGGAGCCGCUGGAAGACAGACACGGACACGAGUUGCUGUUGCAUGUGGCGGGUAUCGUUCGCUUAAGUCAGAGGGACAGGGAGAGGAGCGGAAAGUACAGAAAUAGGAAAUACAAAUUGGCUGGAAAGUUAAAAGGUUCUGGUUACUGGCUAUAGUUGGUUUUGUGGUACGUCGUUACUGGGAGUCGAUAAGACCGGAAGUAUUAGAAAUUAGGAAGAAUAAUUAUUUUUUUUAACAAAACAGUCUGCGCGGUUUGUCGAGAUGAAGGCGAAAAAUAGGGACCAAAGCUUAUCAGAUUCCAGAGAACUAGACGGUUCAUAUGACCAGCUCACAGGUCAUCCUCCUUCCAGCCAAAGUAAAAAAACCAUAAAGCAGAGGUUCCUCAAACUGCUUCCCUGCUGCCGGCCCAGCACUGCCCCCUCAGUCAGUCAAUGCAAGUGCCUCUCUGCUUCAUCAUACUGUCACAGUGUGCCUCUCUUCUCCGUCUCUACCGCAGACAGCAUCGAGGACGACUUUGAGCUGUCCACUGUGUGCUACAGGCCCGAGGGCCUGGACAAGCUGCAGGAGCAGACCAAGUUCACCAAGAAAGAGCUGCAGAUCCUCUACAGGGGCUUCAAGAACGAGUGCCCCUGUGGAAUGGUCAAUGAAGAGACCUUCAAGCUCAUCUACUCACAGUUCUUCCCACAGGGAGAUUCAAGCAUGUAUGCACAUUUCCUGUUUGAUGCUUUUGACACCCAAAAGAAUGGAUCUGUUAGUUUUGAGGACUUUGUCAUGGGCCUGUCAAUCAUACUCAGGGGAUCCAUUGUUGACCGGCUCAACUGGGCAUUUAACCUGUAUGAUCUGAAUAAGGACGGGUGCAUCACCAAAGAGGAGAUGACAGACAUAAUGAAGUCCAUAUAUGACAUGAUGGGGAAGUGUACCUACCCCACCAUGCAGGAGGACGCCCCCAGGGAACAUGUGGAGAACUUCUUUAGGAAAAUGGACCGGAACAAUGACGGUGUUGUCACUAUUGAAGAGUUCAUUGAGUCAUGCCAAAAGGAUGAAAACAUCAUGCAGUCCAUGCAACUGUUUGACAACGUCAUUUAAGGAUACAUUUCUAAGGAGACAGUGGAGGGGGCAUGGUCAAGCGAGCCCUGUGUGUUUGCAGUUUGGACUCUUCCUCCUCACCCACCAAGCCCAGUCCCACCCCCUCCUCUCCAUUGGCUGCCUGACAAGGAGGCUCAUCUCCCCAUCUGUGUCUCCUCUCUCCCUCCCUGAGACUAGAGGGAGCUGGGGCAGGUUGAUUUGCUGGGAGAGCCAAGGGAAGGAUUUGGAAUUUGUUUUAUUUCCUUGAAUUUCUGAGACUGCUUUGGCAUUGGAUGGACUCCCGAGCACCCCUACCCCACACCAUCACCACCACCUCUGACCUGCACACACACGUGAACACACAGUAAAACACAUGUGUGUGCACAUACAUGCACACACAAAUACACACACACACAGACUUUUACCAGUGCACACACACACUUAAACAUACAUGCAAUGUGUGCACAUACACGCACACACACACAAAUACACACACACACGGACUUAUACCAGUGCACACACACACUCACACACACAUGCAAUCUCAUUCUUGUCUUGGGAAGGGAGGACGGGUAGAGAUAUUGAAGGGAAACUUCAAUCAUAAUUACAGUUUAGUUAUUUGGCAGAUGCUCUUACCCAAAGCGACUUAGAAAAGUGCAUUUGACAUGGUAUGCAAACAAAACACUUCAUGAAAAUCCUUUUCCAUGGGAACCCAGCUGAACGAAAGACUUGGUUCCAGGCCGGCUUGGACACAUAACCGUGACGACGGCGUUUUCCAGCUUGUUUUAUUGUUUCUGACCGCAUGAUGUCAACCACAGAAAAUCUCAACCUAUCAAUAUUUAUCAACGUGCUCUGAACCUUGCCUGCAGUUCUCCUCAUCUGGAUACUACUCUGACUGCUUGUGUCACUUCAGCCUGUCUCCCAAAAGCAAGACUCCACCCUAACUAGUGAUAGGCCAGAAAUGGGUGGAGCUUUGGAGUUUAGAGAGAGAGCUCAGUCACUUGACCCCUAUGGAAAAAACUAAACAAAACAGAAAACAGAUUGCCAUGAUUGGUCCUGAUCAGUGAGUCACUGAUAAUGCACAGCAGCUCUACCCAUUUCUGGUUCAGGAAGCCCCACUCGUCCAUUCCCUCCCCUUAGUACCCGGCUCCCUGACACUCUGCAAUAGUGCAUAGAAGUAACAGUAUAAAAUGGCCUAUGCAAUAGCAUUCCUGCAAUGUUUCCGUGAUGUUAUUUGUGACGUACAGCCAUACAGUAAUGUUAUGAGAAUGUAAAAGUGUUAUCUGGGACCAUAAAGAAAACCUUUGCUGUAGAUGCUGGCAGACAGCAAUGGUUGUACAUACCACCAACCUAAAGUCAAAGUUGAAGCUUUUUUGUGUACCCAGAGUAUAUGUAAUCACACAAUUAGUAUUUAAAGAGCUGACCAAGAAAAGCAAGAGUGGUGUCAAAUUAUACAUAGAAAAAACGUUCCCCUUAGCUUUAGUUUAAAGUGUGAUGUUGUUUGUUAUUUUUUUUCAUGACUCAUGGCAAAGGACAACCAACACGACUGGCGAAUGAACACAGUGAAGGCGAGGUGAAAAUAGUUUACCUUCGAGUGUGGCUGUGGCAGGUGUUGCGUUCUGUUCUCUCUGUGACCCUUAAACAAACCCCACCCGGCAGAAGUGCUGGAACUGGUGUUGGCCUUGCAGCUGCCUGUUGCUAUGGCGAUGCUCCUGCAAAGGAGCCAGGUGUGCACGCAAAAACCAGUAGCGCCGUGGCUUUGUCAUCAGACUAAAGUCAGCUCUCCGCAUAUUGCUCCAGCUGUGGCUAGCCAAGCGGCCCCUGUAUGACCCUUAUCAACAAUGCGCUCCUCUGUUUGGUCCCUCUUGUUGACAUAAACAAGCACAAGCCAGACACAAAUAACCAGAGAUGGUUAUUAACAAUCACCUGGUACGGCACAUUCAUAGCACAUUGUCCUUUUGUCAGGUUCCUCCCAAAGGAUAUCCGCUUCAGUGAUCUGCAUUAAUUUGUUGAUUAUUAUUUAUUAGCCUCAUGAUUGCAGACACCCCUAUGCAGGAUGGCUUAUAAUAUGCAGAAAACAGAACAAUUGGAAAUAUCCAAAAGCAGGCUUGGAAUCAGCAACGAGUUCUAGUUCCAUAAACACUACACUGUAGAAAAUCUAUAUUAUACUGUACUGUGUUAUGCUGUUUGCUUAUUAACCAAGACAAAUUACAUUCCCCAUUCAACAGCGGUGACAUGUCUUGAUGAUCCUAAACACCAUAACUACAAUCCACCCUUCUGCCAGUGGUCCCCACUAAGGGUUAGAUGUGCUAAGCCUUUUACGACAAUUUUCAGGCGCACAUAUCACGCAUUCUGCCGGGGAAACAUGCGUCGUAUGUAUCAAACUGGCGCACAGGGCUAGAUCCGCAGCAUGCGUGUGAUCUAGGCGAGCCAUCACAAGAUGCGCUGUGGCUGAUUAUGUAUUACGUUGAAUUUACUAAAGUUCACACAAUUAACGAGGGUCGAAUUGUGCAUGACAUUUCUCUGCCUCUAAAGCACUGAAAUAAUAUUUGCAACAAGAAUUACACUAUUUCAACCCCCAGAGCAAGAAAUCAUCAAGCAGAUUAUUAAUUGUAAAUAUUAAUUAAUGAUUGCAGCCACGCAAUAAUUAAGGCUGGGUGUUUGUCACAAAAAAUGUGUAAUACUUAAAUAUACAAUAUUAAACUAACCAAUAUCUGAUGCAAAGCAGUGGGAAGUGACUGAAAUAAUGUGCUCAACCGUAGUGACAAUGACAUAAACUCAUCAUGUUCCGAACAGAACAGAGGGAAACUUCCACCAGAAGUUAAUGUCCGUUCAAUGGUAGUUUUUUUUUUUUUUUGCUGCUUAUUGACUGUCCCAGAAACAAAAACACUUUGAUUGAUGUGAAUUGGACCAAUAUUUAUAGAGAAAAUGGCAAAUAACUGCACAAAGUCCCAGGAAGUUCAGAAGACCAUUAGCUGACGAUGGUCCAAACGCCCAAUCGCUCUAUUAUGCAGGCUGAGCUGUAUAAACCUGCCCGGUUGGUAGUCUCUCUUUAGCAACAGCUUCCCAACCACAAUGUCACAGUGGAUGACCAUAGCCAUGUCACUGUAUGCUGAAAUGGAUCGCAUAUGUGACUCGUACUAAGUUUUUAGGAAAAUUGAAGGAAUUAGACUUUUACACACACAAAAACUAAACAUGAUCUGUGAGCUAAUUUGCUGUUGGUGGAUUAACAACAAUCGCGGAAAAGAAACGGGAAAUUAAAGGGACUGCCACAAGAGAAAAUCACCUGCAACUUCUGUUUCAAACACCCAGCCAUACAAAUAAUUACGCAUCUGGGAGAAAUAAAAGAUUCCAUUAUAAACCCACAAAAGUCAAGCUCAUUGCAACGUUACGUCACGCAUUUAAUUCAAACAAUAGGCGCCACAGCUGGAAUAUUUUGGGUGAAUUCAGGUAAUGUGGGACACCUUAAGUAUUUUGAGUUUUUCUGUUUAUUAAUUGUCAUUCCGCAUUUUCACCUCAAAGACCUUGCAAGUGAUCAUGAUCACAUGACAUUUAUAAUGUGACGUGGACGUGGCAAUGGUCACCCAGGAAGUAGGCAGCAGACAGGGUACAAUACGUACAGGUACAUAUCAUUUGGACCUGUUAUUUGUUAAGAUGAUAAAAAUGUCAUGCAUGAUACAGCAUGUCUUAUUAUGAUGUAUAUCAAAGUAUCAUGUAUCAUGUAUGCAACAAAAUCAAUAAAAAACGUUUUGAAUAUAAUGUAACAUUUUUUUUUGAUUUAAUCAUUUUGAAACUGUCCCAAAUUACCUUCACGUGUAUGGUAAUUUAGGGACACAUGGUUUCAGGUCAUUUGGGACAUUUAAAUUAUUUUGCGCACAAGAAAGUAUAUAUAACAGAAAUUUGAGUGCUUUAAAAUAAAUGUCUCUAAUUUUGUGUGUAACAUGCCCUUUACCAGAGCCAGACAAUGGCAGUGGUGGAACUCAGUUUUGUGCAGUGCAGUGCAGUGUUAUGGGUAUCUUAUUAAAACUGGUGGUGAGGGCAGACUCGGAAACUGAAUCUACAAAAAGUGUCCCAAAUUACCUGAAUUCACCCUCCAUAUUUUGUCCUGUGGAUACGCUUUUACGUAGCAACCGAUACAUGGAUAUCACCACAUGCAGUGAAGAUAUUCAAUGCACUAUACACCUGUUUUAACUGAGCUGUUUAAGAUCUGUCUCUUGCAAAAUGUGGUUCAUAGGCAGUCCCAUUCACAGAUUGCGUAAUGACCUUCUUAAUAAGACUUUAAUUUCAUGGAGCCUGCGGCCACACCAAUACACCCUCGUCAAGCCACAAUUUGCGUAAUUCUGGCCCCAUGUAUGCUUUUGUGGUCUGGUGCAGGUAAAACGGCCCAUUCUGCCUAGAACAUAUCAGGAGCUAAAUAACAAAAUCGGUCCUGUGCAUUGUUCUAUCUGGGUCCUAUUGUUUUCCCUAUAUUUAAAGAUUCAUAAAGCUAUUUUGCCCCAGAUUUUGUGGGCUGUAACUGCAUUCAUUGCUUUUCAUCCAAGCAGAAAGUGUUACAGUAACACUUGACAUGUAGGUGUGUGCGUAGAUUGGCCAAUGUGAAACAUGCAUGAAUAGAUAGAACGGGAAGUUUCACAUGUUACAUAAGGCAGGUAAACUCCCACAAAUAUGUCAAUUUGUGAAAGACCACACACAGAGCUGCAUUCUAUAAUCAAUGCAGUUUUUUAUUGAACAAAUAUUAUGAUUCCAUGCCAAUUCACUGGUCAGUGGCUUGAACAUGGCUGGAGGAGCCAGGAACUUGUUGUUUAGGAGAGAGCCAGAUCUUCUCAUUUUGUUAAAGGUGGACAACCUCUGCCACACAGACGUUUUUAAAUUUUUAGAAAAAAGUACUCUUACAAAACAUUUUUACAACAGAUGUAUGACAAGCAUGCACAAAGACACACUCAUACAGAAUAAUGGCGAAGCCCUAGCCCAGGCCCCAUUCAGAGCAUUGAGGUACAAGCCCAAGGCCAGUUCACUGCUCGCCCAAAGCCCGGCCCUCCUCCAGGGCUGCGGCAGUGCGAUGAGCCUAAGAAAACCUGAGAACAAUCCCAGGCCUUCCACCUACUGUACAUGCACACACACUCACAUACGUGCAUGUGUGUGCCUGUACACAGUUGGACAGAAUUGCAGUUGCACACAUAAUUAAAUGAGAGGACAAAGGCUGACACAUACAGUCAAUUAUUUCCGCAAGCCGAUGUCAGCACGUUUCUUUAAACAAGUUUAUAAACUGUGGACCGAAAUAAGAUUAUAUUGUAGGGGUCUCCAAACAAUUUUCCUGGGGCAGAAAAUGAAAUUGCUGAUUGGAACCCUGAUGGUGAUUGGCGGGCUUACAGCGGGGUGCAAAAAGAAUUUGGGCACCCCUUGUUUAAAUGUCUGUUACAAUUCAUCUGUAUAUGACCGAAAGCAAACCUGAAGUGGUUCAACCUUUGUGCACAUUUUAAAGCAAGAUUGUUUUUUGUUUUAAUUUUUUUCUGUUUAAAAAAGGAAAAGGGUCCUGUGUCAAACUUUGGGAACCCUUUUGGAUUAUUCUUUGCUACUUUUUAAAAAUAUGAUCACAAAGGCCCAGAUCCAGAUAAUUUACUUGUUAGGGCUUCAAUGAGGUGAGUUUAAUUCCAGGACUUUUUUAUUCUGAAGCAACUCCAUGCCUUCUAAAGUGUCUAACUCUAUGCUGUUCUGUCUGGCAUUAACAACCAUUGGUUCCUCUAAACAGGAUUUCAGAAUGAAGAUUGUUUAUUUCCACCAAGACAGAGAAGGCUACAAAAAUUAUCUCAAUGUUUCAAACUACUUAUUUCCACGGCCAGAAACGUUAUUAGAAAAUGGAAGAUAAAUGUUGAAGUCAAGGCAAGUUCUGGAUUUUAGAUAGAAUGACCUGAGAAAUGUUCAUAAGAACUCACAAAUGUAGAGCUGCAAAAAAAUAGCAGACAUGGAUCUAGCUGUUCACAGGACAACAAUACGACAUACCUUACAUAACACAGACUUGGCAGAGUUGCCUGAAAGAACGCCCUCAACACAAAAUUAAGGAUUCCACCAAAUAUCAAUAAAUUCAGGUCAGUCCAGACAUUGAAGUUAAAGAGAGGUUUUCCAGCAUCCAUUCCAUGAUCCAAAGCAUACCUUGAAAUCAGCCAUGAAGUACCUCCAGGAAAGAUGAAAGAUUAAGGUUUUUUUAAUGGCCACUACCGUCCCCAGUCUUGAAUGUUAUUGAAAAUAUGUCUCAAACAUCUGUCUCAAUCUGGCCAAAUAAUAUUUCUAAAGUUAGGGGUGUUCUGUCUGGAAGAAUGGGGGAAGAUUUACAGGAAGCUUUUAUACUUCCCUGAGGAGUUACAAAGUACUAACUGACAGGGUUCCCCAACUUUUGCUCAGGGCCUUUUUCAUUUUUUAUUAUUUUGAAAUUGUAAGAAAUUAAAAUAAAACAUUAUCUUGCUUUAAAAUCUUAAGACAUAUGUUAUGUUUAACAUAGUACCAUUUAGAGGUCAGGUUUGCUUCUGUUGACUUAGAUAUUAAUUGUAAAAGGGUUUUUUACCAGGGGUGCCCAAAUUUUUGCACACCACUGUACUUUUCACUGGCCAAUAGAGGGUGCACAUGGCUAAGGACUUUUACUUGCAUAUCUCAUGUAUCUCAUGUAAUUGUUAUUUAUGCAUGAAAUUGCUUGCUACAUUGAAAAUUGGCCAGUAUAUAGUUAUAUUUAUUCAUUGAUGAUUGUAUAGAACUACUUCACCUCAUCAACAAAACUGCAGUGUAGCUAUUGUAUAUCUUUCACUUUUGAUAUGUUAAUCCAUGAAUAUUCAAGACCACUCCACCUGCUUCCAUAAUAUAAAUCAUUAUAAUAACUACAUCUUCAACUGUCCUCAACGCCUCAGCUAUAAAACCUAUUAAACUUAAAACAUUUUUGUUCAUUUUGUUGCAUGUAGUAGUCAUCGUCACAAUUUUUAUUAUACACCAGAAUGGUCAGAAAUGAUAAAAGGGCCUUAGUUUGGGGACCCCUGCUAUAAGAGUACUGAGCACUGCAGUAAUAUAAACCAGUGCUUCCCUGUUUUUAAAGAGGUUGGAUUGGCAGAACAGACGUGACCUAACUUGUAACAUUCACAGCACCUGUAAAAUGAGGCACUUAACAACCAUUUAUGGUCAUUUGAUCAUUUGUUUAGUUCCUUAUAUUUGAAGGGUAUCCUGCCUUGAAUGCCGCGGGACCACAGUCACCUCCUGGCUAUAAUCGCAUGCACUGUGUCUAGAGCAAUGGCAGUGAAUAGGCCACCAUUACUUGCUGCGUGUCUAGUUGAUUAGGCUCUGCUGUUUCAAAUAUGUAUAUUUUGUACAGAGACAAACAAUAAAGUCACAGUUGCUAUGCAA
Molecule: messenger RNA, 8594 nt
Organism: Conger conger (European conger)
Lineage: Eukaryota; Metazoa; Chordata; Actinopteri; Anguilliformes; Congridae
Gene: kcnip2
Product: Kv channel interacting protein 2
Exons: 9
Coding region: 408-1232 (274 amino acids)
Biological process (GO): regulation of potassium ion transmembrane transport
Cellular component (GO): voltage-gated potassium channel complex
Molecular function (GO): calcium ion binding; potassium channel regulator activity
Source: RefSeq, a predicted model, not a curated record